GGCUCAGCAAGUCCCAUUCUGCGCCCCUUAGCGCUGGUGCUGUCUCCUUGGAAACGUCAGCUAACCGUGGCAACGCUUGGAAGGAAGAGCCUGCGCCAUGCAGCCUCCGGAAAAAAAGAAAAGUCUCUUCACCAUUAAGACUCCCCAAUUCCAGCUCCAGGAUUAUGACCGCUGGCAGCAGACAAAGAGGAGGCCCACAUUCAACCUGCCUGAUAUUAAAGGCGAUGUUGCUUCAGAAAAGCAGAAAUCAAAGAAGAAGAUUAGUGCUGGAUUAGACAUUUUCCAAGGAAGGUCUAUAGCAUCAGGGCCUUUUGGCAGUCCAGGGAAGAACAGUUCACAGAAGAUGUCUGGGAAAGAAACGGAGCCAGAAUACAUCCAAACCAACAUCCAAAUACUCAAAGCAAUGCUUAAGUUCAGGCGGGCCUCACUAGAAGAACUGAAAAAGCAUGUUGGCUCCCUCACAAUAACCAACCAGGAGCUGGCAAAAAAGAUCCAGGACAUAGAAGCCAGAACCACAGGGAAAGUGCGGAAGCUUCUGCAGCAGCAGGAUUUGUUUGGGACUCUCAUUAGCACCCUGGACUUUGCAAGUCAUAAGGAAAUGGAAAGAAUAAAAGACAAACUCCAGAAGUGGGAAACACAGGCAUCAAUCAAACUGAAUGAAUUGCAACGGCAGAUGACAAAAGUGAAAGCUAAAAUUCAUAAGACCAAAGAGGAGCUGAAUUUCCUGAGCACCUACAUGGACCAAGAGUACCCAAUUAAGUCUGUGCAGAUUGAAAACCUUAUGCGCCAGAUCCAGGAUGUGAAAGAUAAUAAUCAGGAAGACCUGGAGGAACUGGAGGAGUUGGGCAAGGAAGUGCUUCAGAUGUUGUCAAAAAAGCUGAUGGUGAAUUCAGAGCAGGUUUUAUAUGUCAUGGCCAAGAAAAUCAUCAGUCCCUAUCAAGUGGCUCUUAUGAAGAGGACCCUAAGUAACCAGCAACUUUUGAAGCAAAUGGUUCAAUUCAGAGUGCACAUUGACUAUAUGAAGGAGCAACUUCCUAAGCUGAAGGCAGAGGUGAAGGCUCUUGAGAGACAUAGAAAGCACCCUCGGGAGGUGAUCUUUGAAGAUAUCUUGCUCCGGAAACCCAAACCACAAAUGAAAAUCUGAAAGCGAAUCUCGACAGAAUCCAAAGCCCUAAUCAGGAAGCUGAAAUCUGAAGAGUCAGGAGACCAACAAAAGUCUUUAUCAGAGCUCAAGCUGAAGAGAAUAUCCCACUGAAGCACCAACUGAGAGAGAGAGCCCUUGCCAAAGAGCCAAGGAAGGAAUGUAUUCUUCUCCUCAGUCUCACCUUUUAUAGCCCCUUUUCCAUGUCACUUCCUGUCUCUCUCCCACUUCAUGGGAACCAAUCACAGCCUCCCAAUUUGCCUAGCACUGCCCAAGUUGGGACAGUGUUUGUGGCCUUUGGGGGUGUGAAAUUUUUUAAUUAAUUAAAUUAAAGGUUUCUGAUUGAUUACAUAAAAAAUAAACAAAGAGAGUUUAAUUCUGUCUUCACAAUUCCCCUUGUGAUUCUAUUGGGAGACAAGCAUGUUGAAAUCUCCCAGAUUUACAUGCCUAGUCUCCCCAGUGAACCAUUUCACAUAAUUAGCUUUUGUCUCUAAAGAUCUUUUGGCUAGAGGUGCAUAUGGUAUUGGCAAGCUAGCAAUACAAUAAUCAUAUUAUUUGUGGUAGCUAGAGAAAGAACUGUUGGAGUAGAAAUGCAGGAGAAAAUUUAUGAUGUAUCACUUGUUUAUAUGAGUAUAGGAUUGGGGUUUUGGUUUUAAAAGAUUACUAUAUUACAAAAAUGAAUAAUAUGGAAAUAGGUUUUGAGUGAUAAUACAUGUAUAAGCCAGUGGAAUUGUUUGUUGGCUUCAGGAGUGGGGAGGGAGACAACAUGAAUCAUGUUAUAAUGGUGUGUACGGUGAGAUUCAGUAUGUAAUUCUUAUAGUAUUUGGCUUGUUGUAAUCCCAAUUCUCAAGACCCCUUAGUGUUACUAUUCCUUGAACUAAAACUGCCUGCCCCCCCCCAUCAAACUUCUAGUAUUCCUGACCUAUUUUCAAAAAUAUUGAGAAGAGUUUAUCUGUACCCUGGGUGGAAAGCCAGACUAUAAGAUAAGCUGAAUGAGGGAAAGUACAGUGAGUUUCAAAAUUAUCAUUAUAGUUCCAGUCUGGGAAUCCCAUGUUAGUCACAGGUUUUCUUGAUCAUGGGGGUCUUUAGGGGAUACAUAAUGUUGAAAAUCACACACUCAAGACUGUAAAUGUACCCCCCCCCCCAUUGGACAGAGGGGAGGAGGAGAAUCUUGAGACAGGAUGAUUAUAAAAGUCUGUGAUUGUAUCUAAAAGAAGAGGGGACAUUUUUGCCCUGAGCAAGCCACAUGGGUGGGUAGAAUCCCUUUUCCUCUCCUUCCCCUCCCCUUCCUCAUUCCCCUGCUGUCUGCUGUUUUCUGUGAAUAAAGUCACUCUUCUCUGCCAA
Molecule: messenger RNA, 2485 nt
Organism: Monodelphis domestica (gray short-tailed opossum)
Lineage: Eukaryota; Metazoa; Chordata; Mammalia; Didelphimorphia; Didelphidae
Gene: C1H20orf96
Product: chromosome 1 C20orf96 homolog
Source: RefSeq, a predicted model, not a curated record